Molecule: messenger RNA, 1167 nt
Organism: Neogale vison (American mink)
Lineage: Eukaryota; Metazoa; Chordata; Mammalia; Carnivora; Mustelidae
Gene: QPRT
Product: quinolinate phosphoribosyltransferase
Exons: 4
Coding region: 8-1087 (359 amino acids)
Biological process (GO): quinolinate catabolic process; NAD+ biosynthetic process
Cellular component (GO): cytoplasm
Molecular function (GO): nicotinate-nucleotide diphosphorylase (carboxylating) activity
Source: RefSeq, a predicted model, not a curated record
AGGAGGUAUGUCCAGCAGGUCCAGCCACCAGGGGUCCUGGGAGUGGGCAGGAGGGAGCUCCAGAGAACUGGGGAAGGGCGGGCUAGGCCGGCCCCUUCCUCCUUCCUCUGGCAGCCCCACCCCCACUCUGGGCCUCUGGGAACACAGGAUCCGAGCAGUGGACACACCAGCCCUGCGCCUCCAAGCCGUCAUGGACCCUGAAGGCCUGGCGCUGCUGCUGCCCCCCACCACGCUGGCCGCCCUGGCCGACAGCUGGAUCCGAGAGGACUGCCCGGGGCCCAACCACGCGGCUCUGGUCACGGGGGCGGCCCCCUCGCAGGCGGUCCUGUGGGCCAAGUCCCCCGGGGUGCUGGCUGGAAGGCCCUUCUUCGAUGCCAUCUUCGCCCGAGUCAACUGCCAGGUCUCCUGGUUGCUCCCCGAGGGCUCAAAGCUGGUGCCCGUGGCCAGGGUGGCCGAGGUCCGCGGCCCCGCCCACUGCCUGCUGCUGGGGGAGCGGGUGGCCUUGAACACGCUGGCCCGCUGCAGUGGGGUGGCCAGUGCCGCGGCCGCCGCCGUGGAGGCCGCCAGGGAGGCGGGCUGGGCCGGGCACGUGGCGGGCACCAGGAAGACCACGCCGGGCUUCAGGCUGGUGGAGAAGUACGGGCUCCUGGUGGGCGGGGCCAAGGCCCACCGCUACGACCUCGGGGGGCUAGUGAUGGUGAAGGACAACCACGUGGUGGCAGCCGGCGGCGUGGGAAAGGCGGUGCGGGGCGCGCGGCAGGUGGCCGACUUCGCGCUGAAGGUGGAGGUGGAGUGCGGCAGCCUGCAGGAGGCUGUGCAGGCGGCCGAGGCGGGAGCCGACCUCGUCCUGCUGGACAACUUCAAGCCCGAGGAGCUGCACCCCACGGCCGCCGCGCUGAAGGCCCGCUUCCCGGGUGUGGGCGUGGAGGCCAGCGGGGGCAUCACGCUGCUCAACCUGCCUCGGUUCUGCGGGCCCCACAUCGACGUCAUCUCUCUGGGGAUGCUGACCCAGGCUGCCCCCGCCCUGGAUUUCUCCCUCAAGCUGUUUGCUGAAGGGACCACUCCCGUGUACCCUGCCUUACCGUAGCUCAUGACUUCUCCCUCUAACCCUGCCCUGCCCAUGGGUACGCUCUCUCUUAAAUAAAGUCUUUUAAAAAAAAAGAAAGA